Lagopus leucura (white-tailed ptarmigan) is the source of this 996-nucleotide messenger RNA. It is a transcript of the gene MC4R, whose product is annotated as melanocortin 4 receptor. Gene Ontology annotation, cellular component: membrane. The transcript has a single exon. The coding region runs from base 1 to 996 and encodes 331 amino acids. Gene Ontology annotation, molecular function: melanocyte-stimulating hormone receptor activity. The record is from RefSeq and is a predicted model, not a curated record. NCBI's taxonomy places the organism in Eukaryota, Metazoa, Chordata, Aves, Galliformes, Phasianidae. Gene Ontology annotation, biological process: G protein-coupled receptor signaling pathway.
AUGAAUUUCACCCAGCAUCAUGGGACACUCCAGCCUCUCCAUUUCUGGAACCACAGCAACGGACUGCACAGGGGUGCCAGCGAGCCCAGUGCAAAGGGCCAUUCCUCGGGAGGCUGCUACGAACAACUCUUUGUAUCCCCUGAAGUGUUUGUGACUCUGGGCAUCAUCAGCUUGCUGGAGAACGUCUUGGUCAUUGUGGCAAUAGCCAAGAACAAGAACCUCCAUUCACCCAUGUACUUCUUCAUCUGUAGCUUGGCAGUGGCUGACAUGCUAGUGAGUGUAUCUAAUGGAUCAGAAACGAUUGUCAUCACGCUGCUAAACAAUACAGAUACAGAUGCACAGAGCUUUACCAUAAACAUUGACAAUGUCAUUGACUCAGUGAUUUGCAGUUCCCUGCUUGCAUCAAUUUGCAGCCUCCUCUCAAUAGCAGUGGACAGGUAUUUUACUAUCUUUUAUGCCCUCCAGUACCAUAAUAUCAUGACGGUCAAGCGCGUAGGGGUCAUCAUCACAUGUAUCUGGGCUGCUUGCACUGUCUCAGGCAUUUUGUUCAUUAUUUACUCUGACAGCAGUGUUGUCAUCAUCUGCCUUAUCAGCAUGUUCUUCACCAUGCUCAUUCUCAUGGCAUCCCUUUAUGUUCACAUGUUCAUGAUGGCUCGGAUGCAUAUCAAGAAGAUAGCAGUUCUACCAGGGACUGGCCCCAUUCGCCAAGGGGCCAACAUGAAAGGGGCCAUCACUCUCACUAUACUGAUUGGAGUUUUUGUUGUGUGCUGGGCCCCGUUUUUUCUGCACCUCAUUUUCUACAUCUCCUGCCCCUACAACCCUUACUGUGUGUGCUUCAUGUCCCACUUUAACUUCUACCUCAUCCUCAUCAUGUGCAAUUCCAUCAUUGAUCCUCUUAUCUAUGCAUUUCGGAGUCAGGAGCUCAGGAAAACAUUCAAAGAAAUUAUAUGCUGCUGUAGCUUGAGAGGGCUUUGUGAUUUGCCUGGCAAGUAUUAG